AUGCGUCGCCUGUCGAUGCGGCCCCUCUCGCAGCACGGAAGCAUACGAUCGAGUGUUGGCCCGGACUCUUCGUCGGUGAACUACUCCCACGCCUCGAGCCUCUCGGUCCUCCCGCCCAUCCCUUCCACCCCACCACGCCAGCUCCCUCCAAACAAGCUGGUCAAGCGGUCCACGCCGGCCGGCCAGCCCACCCCGUCUGGCAAGCUCUCAAGGCGAGGAUCCCGCUCCCAGAUCCCAUCCCUGCGCCGACCCGCGACCAGCCACCAGAGGUCUGCCACGCUGCAGCAGGUGCAGUACCAGGGCAGCCCCCAGAUCGCCCUUUCGCCCGCGCAGCCGAAAUACUCGCUCGACCAGCAGUCACGACCGACGACGACGCAGCGGGCUCGGCCGCAAUUAGACAUACCCGAGGAGGGACUCGAGAAGAGGAGGAGUUGGAGCUCGUUUUUCCACCUGCGGGUGGUCCGGUCCAGCUCGAGGAGCAGCUCUGGGCGUGGCGGCGAGGGCAGCGAGGGCAGUUUUCCUGGCAGCCCAGGGCCCGGCCAAUUACCCACCAGGACGCUUGAUGCACGCAAGGGGAGUGCGGGAAUGCCUCGCGCUUACCUGGUCAAUGCGUCGGUGAUGUCGGGCAUUGAUUCUGAUGCCGGCUGCCCUGGCGGUGCUGCGAGCACUCGCUCGCCAUGGGUGGCUCCACCCGCAGCUCCACCCGCUACUGCAGCAGCUGCAGGCGGCCUGGAGCAGAGGCAGCAUCAAGAUGCGGAGACGACGCUGGGCGAUUGCCCAACUGCGGAACCCGACAAGGCAGAGCAGGACGCGGCUUCGAAACGGGCGCGCCGAUCGAUUUCGAUGCAUUUCAGUUCCCCGACCGCUUGGAUCUCCAGGAACGGCAGCAUACGACGCCAGAAGAGGGGCGCCGACGGCAAAAGUGGAGGCCUUCGGAACGUGUCAGCGCCUGCUGUUGGCGCCGCUUUGCCAAUUGAGGCACAGGCUGGGGUCAAGCAGGAUUUGCAACACCUGUUUGCUCCGCCCACACUUGAUAAGCGACAGGCCUCCUCGACCAUGGACGUCUCGCCCGCACACCCCCCGGCCGCCUGCCGCACCAUCAACACCUCGGUCAAUACCACGGCCACGCGCCAGCGCAACUCGUCCUCCCCCCUCCCGCCGCUCUCCCGCCUUUCUAGCUUCCACGUCGACCUCUACCGCGCCGGUUCCUCUGCCUCGUCCGCCGCUGUGCCCCGGAGGCACGACUACCAGCUACAGGCCAGCCCCUUUCCGGCCUCGACCCCCGGCGGCCCCAUUCCCUGCCACAGCCGUGAUGUGUCCAACGAGCGCGCCCCCACGCUAGCAGGUUCCGAUCUAGACAUGAGGUCCUUCGUGUCGGGAGACGACGAUGAUACCGACUUCGAGAGCGACACCAUGUACGAAUCCAUCCGCACCGGCGGCUCCGUCCGCGUGCGCAACGUCGACACGCCGCUCGAGUCAAUGUUCGACGAGUCCCCACCCAGCACCGCCGGCAACACCAAGGCCAAGCGCCUCUCGAUCCAGGAGAUGCUGGGCCGCACCUGGGAUCCAGACUCCAAAAUCAUGGAGGAGGACGAGAACGCGGCCACACCCGUCCGCCACCCAGGCGUUUCCCAACGAGCACCCGUCGACUUCCAUCCCACCAUAGUGGACGUCUCGGGCAGGCGGGAAUAUGAAUAUGAGAACUCGGCACCUCCGCUAUCCCUGGCCACUCGCGACUUCGGCCGUCUGUCUCUGGAUGAAGACGAUGACUUUGACUGGGCUCGAGAUGAUGAGAAUGCCCUCUCCAACCACCUCUCGCCACCGUCUAGCUCCAUCAACUCUGGGGGAGCCAGCCCCAGCCUGCGCCUUGCCCUGGCGAGCAUCAGCGGCAACGGCAGUCCCCGUUCGGCCACCAAUGACUCAACCAGCGAGCGCCCUCGCAGUACCGUUUUCGACUGGACGGAGCCCAUCUGCCAGGAAAGAGUCGACGUCGAUGGGCCUUCGCCAAGGCCUAAAACCGUCAAUGGCAAGCCAGAGGCAGAGGGCAGGAAUGGUCGUGUGGCCAACCGCAAGGGGCCGACCGCCACACACGUCCGCAGCCAGAGUGUUCCUACCGUCCCUGAUCCGCCCGAGACGGUGGUCAAGUCGAAUCCCGCCAAGUUCCGCACCUGGGCCUCGGGGCCCAAGAACGUGAGUGAGGACUGGGAGGAGGAUUUCGAGUUUGACGAAGAGCCUGUAGCUCUGGUGGAGGGAAACGCUGUCGGGAGCCGGUUUUCCAUGAUUGUCCCCGCCUCCAUCCAGGCAACCCAGCCGACCGUCAAGGCCCACUCUGGCCAAAUCCGCGAAUUGUCGCUGCUCGUCAAUGGCCUCAAGCGACUCUGCCGCCACGGUCGGGACCUGAAUCUUUUGAACGAGUCAGCAGAGCUGUGGCAGGAGGCCGAGGACAUCAUAAGAUUGGCGUCCCCGGACGAAGACGAGGGUACUGGCAGGGGUGAUUCGGAGUCGGUCGAUUUUGACCUGCCUGUCGUCAACGAGCGAUAUACGGACGAAGGCUUUGACGCGGCCUCGCUGAACUACUCGGAAGAGUCAUUCGAUGUUCCCGAGCCUGGUAUGUCCAGGAUGGCCGUGGUUCGAGAGCGUCAGGUUGCCCGGCGACGCUCUGUAUUCCCACCCGAGGACGACAUCUUUGGCAGCUGGCCAUCUCCUGAGGAUCACCCCAAUCCUGCCACUCCACAGACUCCGAACCGAACCCGCCAGACCGACACGCCCGACAGCGCUGUCAUCGCCUCCGUUAUUGAGGCCAUGCAACAGCAACACCAGCAGCAGCAGCGCCGCUCCUCCUCCGCUCCAGUCAAGGGAUUCCCACCCAAGACUCACUCGGACUCGAAGCUCUUCUUCGACACGAACAGCCUCCAAGAACUGGUCAAGCAGGCCAAUGUGCUAUUCCACGUCCUGUCCGACAUUGUGCGAAAAGCCGAGUUUAUAACACAAAGCCCAGCGAUCACCCCUAAGCGGGAGCGUCAUCUGAGGCGUGAUGGUAGCCCGGCCUUCACACGCGUCUUCACAGACCCGACUACGGCGCCGCCGAGUCCCCCAAAAAGGCUACUCAAAAGUAGCCAUAGCAACAGCUCCGUCAUCAGCGGGCGGCCCUCGGCCGAAUCCCGCACCUCCACGAGCGGCCUUGGCCCGAGGUUGCACAUGAUGACGGUUAGCUGA
This is a messenger RNA of Gaeumannomyces tritici R3-111a-1, 3216 nucleotides long. RefSeq lists its product as hypothetical. Lineage: Eukaryota; Fungi; Ascomycota; Sordariomycetes; Magnaporthales; Magnaporthaceae. The transcript has a single exon. Gene Ontology annotation, molecular function: GTPase activator activity. The record is from RefSeq and is a predicted model, not a curated record. Gene Ontology annotation, biological process: regulation of mitotic cytokinesis. The coding region runs from base 1 to 3216 and encodes 1071 amino acids.